CGAGACACGAAGCAAAUGUACGCGAUGAAGUACAUGAACAAGCAGCAGUGCAUCGAGAGGGACGAGGUUCGCAACGUCUUCCGGGAGCUCCAGAUCAUGCAGGGGCUGGAGCACCCUUUCCUGGUCAAUCUGUGGUACUCCUUCCAGGACGAGGAGGACAUGUUCAUGGUCGUGGACCUGCAGCUGGGCGGGGACCUGCGCUACCACCUGCAGCAGAACGUCCAGUUCUCGGAGGCGGCCGUGAAGCUCUACGUGUGCGAGCUGGCGCUGGCCCUGGACUACCUGCAGCGGCGCCACAUCAUCCACAGAGACAUCAAGCCGGACAACAUCCUGCUGGACGAUCACGGACAUGUUCACGUCACAGACUUCAACAUCGCGACUGUCGUGAAAGGCGCAGAGAAGUCUUCCUCCAUGGCCGGGACCAAGCCCUACAUGGCCCCAGAAGUGUUCCAGGCGUAUGCGGACGGAGGCCCUGGGUACUCGUACCCCGUCGACUGGUGGUCGCUGGGGGUCACCGCCUACGAGCUGCUGCGGGGCUGGAGGCCAUAUGACAUCCACUCGGCCACGCCCGUCGACGAGAUUCUCAGCGUGUUCAAGGUGGCGCGUGUCCACUACUCCUCCACGUGGUGCGAGGGCAUGGUCACCCUGCUGAAGAAGCUCCUGACCAUGGACCCCGAGAGCCGCCUGUCCAGCCUCGGUGACAUUCAGAGUGCACCCUACUUGGCCGAUAUGAACUGGGAUGCGGUGUUCGAGAAGGUGCUGACGCCUGGCUUUGUGCCCAAUAAAGGGAGAUUGAAUUGCGACCCCACAUUUGAACUUGAAGAAAUGAUUCUCGAGUCCAAGCCACUUCACAAGAAGAAGAAGAGGUUGGCGAAGAACAGGUCCAGAGACGGCACGAAGGACAGCUGUCCCCUGAAUGGACACCUGCAGCAGUGUUUGGAGACGGUGCGGAAGGAAUUCAUCAUAUUCAAUAGAGAGAAGCUGAGGAGACAGCAAGGGCAGAGCGGCCGACUCCUGGACACCGAGGGCCAUGCUGGGGGACAGGCCCGCGGCCAGCUGCAGGACGGGAGUAACAACAACGUCCUCGCCCACGCCUGCUCCCACGGCUGCACCAGCUAAGCCACCCCAUGUGGCUGCAGACCCGGACU
Molecule: messenger RNA, 1148 nt
Organism: Pteropus alecto (black flying fox)
Lineage: Eukaryota; Metazoa; Chordata; Mammalia; Chiroptera; Pteropodidae
Gene: STK32B
Product: serine/threonine kinase 32B
Exons: 11
Coding region: 16-1119 (367 amino acids)
Biological process (GO): regulation of signal transduction; protein phosphorylation; G protein-coupled receptor signaling pathway
Molecular function (GO): G protein-coupled receptor binding; G protein-coupled receptor kinase activity; ATP binding
Source: RefSeq, a predicted model, not a curated record